AUGGAAGUGACACAACGUAACAAGGAGGUGCCAGAGCUGGUAUUUACGAGCGCUCAAGAUGCUGAGUAUGAUCACGCAUUGCCAGCAUCAGCCUUUCCGGAAAAGUGCGCUUCCACCUCGUUUAAGGAUCGAUUUUUAGCUUUAGAUUGGUGGUUGAUUUUUUACUUUGUUCUGUGGUACGGACAGAAUGCUCUUUAUGUAGUUUUCAACAAGUUGUUUUUGAACGCGGUUCCCUUGCCGUGGACGAUUAGCGCCUUCCAGCUUCUUGUCGGUUGGAUUUUUAUGUUUUUGUAUUGGGGUUGCAACAUAAGGGAACGGCCACAUUUUGACAGUUGGUUUAAGUUCUGCAAAACAUUCUUGCCGCUUUCUUUUUUGCACUUUUUCGUUCACGUGGGAUCUGUCAUUUCUAUGGGUCUUGGUGCCAUUUCUUUCACCCACGUUGUCAAAGCCCUUGAGCCAGUCAUUACGGCGGUGUUGUCUAUCAUUUUCCUGAGGGAGUUCUUGAAUGCCUACGCCUACUUAUGUUUAAUUCCCAUCGUCGCUGGUGUUUCUUUGGCAUCAUUGAAGGAGUUGGACUUUAAUUGGGCAGCGUUUCUGUUUGCCAUGCUUUCCAAUGUCACUGGAGCACUACGUUCCAUUUUGGCCAAAGUUACAAUGAAGAAUAAAGCUGAAAUUGGAGAACACCUAACGCCCAACAAUAUCUACAUGAUAUUGACAUUAAUAGCCUCUUUCGUGUCUCUUACCUUCGUUCUGGGCUUUGAGAGUCUGCACUGGGUUUCUAUUUGGAAUACUGCCACUAAGGAACUUGCUACUAAGGAGAAAAUUUUGGUGAUCGUUUACGGUGUGGCAUCCGGAAUUUUCUAUUUCAUGUCUAAUGAUAGCGCUUUUUACUGCCUCGGUCAGAUCAACCAAGUGACGUACUCUGUGGCUAACACUGCCAAGCGUGUUUUGCUGAUUAUGAUUUCUAUCGUUGUUUUCGGCACUAAGGUUUCUCCGAUGGGCUCUGUUGGAAUGGUUACAGCGGUUUUGGGUACAUUCUUGUAUUCCGUGGUGAAGUAA
Messenger RNA from Babesia sp. Xinjiang, 1059 nucleotides. Its product is annotated as Glucose-6-phosphate/phosphate translocator. The record is from RefSeq and is a predicted model, not a curated record. Gene Ontology annotation, molecular function: antiporter activity. The coding region runs from base 1 to 1059 and encodes 352 amino acids. Lineage: Eukaryota; Apicomplexa; Aconoidasida; Piroplasmida; Babesiidae. Gene Ontology annotation, cellular component: Golgi apparatus. The transcript has a single exon.